AUGCUGCUGUAUGCGGCGUUCUUGUUGGGAAUAUGUUUAGAUUUGCUUGUUGACCCCCGAGCACGGUGGGUGGCGGCUGUCGCCCCCGGCUGCCGGCCGCCGCAUCUGGGAUGCAGCCCCUUGCAUGUUCUUGGCGGCCGAGGUAUUACCGGUACUGAUUUCAACAACCCCAAGUGCCUCCAAGUCAACAAAUCGCAAUGUUUUGUGGGUCCGGGUUGCCUCGGCAGAUCAACUGCGCCAACCGCAGUAGGGGCUCAUCGCAAGGGUAGCUCCAAAGGAGUCGCCGAUGGUGGGAGGAGGCAAUCCAAAAAGGGACAGCUCCCUCAAAAGGACCAAUUACUUAAUGCAGUUAGAAAUGAUCGGAGCUACGGUAACCGGGCAAAUGGCGAUGGUGUCGAUGGUUUUGGCCGACAUCGUUACCCAGAUGGCCACGAUCACGGCGGUGGCAGCUCCAACUACCGCGGCCAAGGCGGCCGCCACAAAUCGCACAGAAACGGCACAGAAGAUAACAUAUAUCGUAAAGGCAAGUAUGGGUCCACAAUCGGCAGUUACAUGUCCGAAAUGGAUCCCAAGGUGGAUCGUAGAAGCACCGAAGGGAGAGGACAAAAGGAAGUCGGGAUUGCAAAUGGGCGUUACGACACGCGUGCUGCAAAUACACGCAACAGUUACGGCGGGAAAGGUAAGGCGACUGGGAAAUUCGCGCCUGUGAGAUAUGAGGCUCCAGGACCCGGUAGAUGGAACCAGGCAGGCAGAAAAUCAGGCAGCUACGGAGAGGACCGGUGGUUGACAAAGGUGUAUGCGGACAACCGCGGCACCGUCAGUGGUUCCGAGGAGCCUUAUGACAAUGGUGACCACUUCAUGGAACCGCACGUAUACAAGAGCGCUAUGGGUAAGCAACCGCAUAGGGGCGCAAGAUACGGCAAUCGUGUUCCGCACGUCGGUGAAGGGCGUGCACGCCAUGACAGUGCCAACGCAAGAUUAACUGGACGUAAUUACGGCCAGCAAAGCCGUGCGAAAAACACACCUGCUGGCGAUUGGAGGUCGCCAGUGGACAUAAAUGCGGCGAUAUCGAAGUUCAACCGCCGCCUGGCACAGGAACACCAGCAGUUGUUGCGCGCCUCGACUGAACGCCUCAACCCGCUGCUGAGCCACGUCGCCCAUAGCAACCAAAAGAACCAGAAACUUCACCUCUCUGCCGAUGCGCAACACAAAAUCGCUGCUUUAGGCAAGAAGGCGAAGCGCAUGACGGAACGUGUUGAAUCAAAGCAGACCACAUCCCCUGGGCAAGCAGGUAAGAAAGGGGCGGAAAACGCCAUGAAAGUCGUUCGGUCACUGCCCUGUAACAAGAUUCAACAACCUGAUUCACCGCAACCUAUCAAAAGCAAGCCUCAUGUCGCUUCCAAGUCCAAACGGUCGGUUGCUGCUGACCAAGACAAUGAUAGCGCAGCAAAUAACCUCCACCACGGUGGUGAUGCAGACCGCAGCGACCCUCCCCAGCGCUUCAACACAUUGGACAUAAGCGCCAACGACUUCAACUCACUGCCCCUAGAUGUGCCGGGAAUACGGCUCAUGCAGUGCAACAAAGCCCCAUCAGCAGCCGUUGACAGUAGACAAACCAAGAACGGCUCUCCAAGGCGAAUCAGCUUGCAGGAGAAGGUCCAGCACAUUAAAGAAGUUGGGUUCGACGGCAUUGUUGACAUAAACUCGCUAUUUUCGGUCUCUAACCAGAUUUUCCACAGGGCCAAAAGCUCGUUCAACACGACCGGUGCCGACUUCUCCUCGUUGGGCAUUAGCAACGCGGGCCUCAUAAAAGCGUUGGCCCAGAAGGGUAUAACGAAAGCCACAUCCACGCAGAGCAAGUAUAUCCCGGCUAUAUCGUCGUUCCUGUCUAACAACGAAGGUGAGUAUGAACCGCUUCGCUGCAUGUCCGUCCAUGCGCCCACUGGUUCUGGGAAGACGUUGGCGUAUUUGUUGCCACUGUUUCAGCGCGUUCUGCAUUUCGGGACAACCCUUCCAGCGCCGUCACCCGACGCUGUCGUUAACGUGGACGACGUGAUACGUUCCUUGGGUUCCUUGUUCGCUGAGAACAUCCUUGUGCUCACCCCAUCUGUGGAGCUAUCGGUGCAGAGCCACCUGGUUUGUAAGGAACUGUACAAGGCUUAUGAGCACAACUCCAGCGCCGGUACCGUAAUAAAUUCAGCCGCGCCGAAGAAAGCAGUCACGGCGCCUAUUUCACGAAGCCCGUUCAGUGCAAUCGGCGCCAAGAUCCUCGGCAAAAUCGCUGGGGUAAAAGCAGGCCACCUCAACCUUGAACACGCCGCAGGCUCCGGCGACAAAAUCGCAGGUGACGAUACGACGAAUGCCGUCGACGGUGGCGCCACGGAGGCUUCAACUGGCAGCAGUGGGCCGAGGUUCAUCCUGGAUGCGGAGAUACGGCCAAUCCUGCUGAUCGGCAACGCCAACGUCGCCAACCAGAAACGUGCGCUGAAGGAGCUGCGCAGCAAGCAGCAGGCUCUGCGUAGUGAGGCUAUUGCUGCCUUAAGGGCAUUGUACAGUUCAGGUGCAUCGGCUACCGCAAUGGACCCGUCGGAACCGAUAAGGCUACGCCGUUUGGUCGGGGUAAUGUUCGCCACUCCGGGUCGCGCACAUUCUCUGAUGAAACAGCACAAAUCGCUCGACGUGCAAGGCACCAAGUACUGCGUCCUCGACGAGUACGACGGCUUCCUGCAUGUCAAGCGGCCACCCGGCUCAGGGUCAGCAGCGCCACCGACCGAAAUCGAGAACCCGGAUGUCAAGGCGGUAAUAGACGCGAUUCUAUCCGGCCGAGCGGGAAAGAAGCCAGCUGCUGAAGGCGCUCCCGUAAACGACCGCACUGGCAAGUAUGUGCUAUGCCUCUCGGCCUCCAGGCUGAAGGAUCCGCCGUCGUGCUUCGGCAAGCUUUCUACCGUGACUACGCAAAAUAUGGCUGGAGACGCUGCACAUUCGGGGUUACAAACGUUAGACGACGGCGACGCGGACGACACUAGGGCUGACCUAGUAGACGCCGAUGCGCAGGCCGAAGCGACGCCGCCUCGAAACAUCCUGCACACUAUGGCGCUCUACAGCGUCGCCGACGCUAAAUUGGCCCUUUUACGCAAGCUGCUGCAGGCGCAUCCCUAUGACAAGUCGGCGCUGGUGUUCUGCGACUCCAAUGGGACGGCCCAGUUUUUGGAAUCCUACUUACGGCGGAAGUUCCUGGCGGCGGACGUCACGGUGUUGAACUGUCGUCAGGGGAAGCUCGCGCGGAAGCUUUCAUUUCAGAGUGUUCUCCAAUCCAACGCAGCCGGCGCCGUGGGAGCAGCGGGGAAACGCCGGAGGGGUGGCGGCACGCCUCUGCGUAGCGUGGUGAUAUCGAACCAGCUGAAUUCGCGCGGGAUCGACUUCAGCGGGUUCAGCCACGUGAUCCACUACGACCUGCCGCAUGGUCGGUCCAUAUGCUUCACAUCUCAUGACCUCGCAGACGUGACGUCGUAUAUGCACCGCAGCGGUCGCAUCGGCAGAGCUGGCAACCCCGGCAUAAGCAUAUCGCUCGUGGAGUCGCGGCACCUUCCCGUGUUCCGCCGCGUGAUCUGCAACCGCCUGGGCGCCGCUGUGCACAACGUGGAGGUGUUCAAGGGCCACUUGUCGCCUGCGGUACCCGGAACUAUGGACGUGUUUCCGAGCGGCGCCUCCUUCUUCCGUAGUGCCAGCUACUGGAAACGCUUCUACAGCAACCCGAAUCUGAAGGACUUCGACUGGUAUGGCACUCUGGACGACUUCCUGUCCAGCUUCAACCGCAGCCUGUCGAGCAAGGUGCCCUUCGACAACGCCGCCGGUUUCACACACAAGCCCGCGGAAUGCGUCGUCAUCAACGUGGGAUGCGGCAACUCGGUGCUGCCGUUCAAGCUCCACGAGCUGGGCUACCGCUCGAUCUACAACCUCGACUUCUGCGCCGCCGUGCUGGACGAGAUGCGUCUGAAGGACCAGGCGCUGGCGAUGCACUGGCUCGAGAUCGACGUCUCGAGCGACUCUUACACCGUGUUCGGCCGCGACAUCAGCGGCGUGUACGCGGGGCAUCAGAAGGUGAUCAUCGACAAGGCGUUCCUGGACGCCUACAUUUCCGUCGGCGAGGGUGAAUCCCUGUCGGUUGCGCGUGACCGUGCGAAGGGCUACAUAAACGCGACGCUCUCGUUCAUGGACGCGGACGACGUGUUUUUGAUCUUCUCGCUCGCGCAGGACUACGUGGUCUCGGAGCUGAUGCGCAACCUGCUGCUGAAGGACGUCUACAUUGACGUCUACCCGCUGUACGGCGCCGAACCCACCAAGGCGCACAUGAUCCAGUUCCUGUUCGCCAUCUACAAGCGCGCGCCGGGCGGCGCCAGUGCGCGCAAGCAGUGCAUGAUGGCCGAGGUCCCCCACAUGCCGAUGGAACACUUCGAGCUCAGCCAGCUGAUGAAGCGCAUACGCAACGUGAAGGGCGCCCUGUUCCUAGGCUCCAACGUGCAGGACUACAAGGCCGGGCGGCGGCUGACCUUCGACAUCUACCCCAAGGACAUGAACAACGAGGUGUGCUUCACGGCGGCCGUCUACGACUGCGUGGAUUGCGCGGGCGCCUCGCUGCCCUCCGCCGCCAUCAUCGUGCCGUCGGGCCAGGAGCACUUCUGGCAGUACGCGACCUCCGAGGGCAACGAGGAGCUCGCCUGCCAGGCGGGCGCCCGGCGCGUGAUCGUGCUGUGGCUGAAGUUCAGCAGCAACUCCAGCAAAGCCGCGGUCACCGCAAAGGGCUUCGUGAACCCCUUCGACGCCUGCUUCGGCGACGACGUGCUGAUGCAGUACAUCCAGGACAACAUGAGCGACAUACUGCUGAAGCUGUCGCUGCGUGGGACCGAACGCGUCACCAUCCUCAAGGCCGGCGAGUCGUGCGCCGUCCGCGCGCCCCGCCGCCUGGCCUCGUCGCUGUAUGCGGGCGACAUCGUGGUUCACGAGAUAAUGGCCCAUGAUGAGCCGAACGACCGGGACAAACGUGAGGUGCUCACCCGCCAGAUGGUCUUUUCGUGCGGACCGCAGACCGUCCAGUCGGAGAUUAAGUACUACGUGGAUGAUGCGGGCGUCGAACACUUCUUCGACGACAGCGCCCCUAGCGAGUACAUCGCCGCCAUGCUGCUCGCCAUGGCGUUCCUCCCCGGCGGCGACGGCGUCAUAUCGGUGUUGGGCGGCGGGUCCGGCACCCUGCCCCGGCUGCUGCGGCGCACGUGCGGCGGCCGCAAGCUCCACUCGGUGGAAGUGGAUGACACUGUGGUCGAAAUCGCGCGGUCACACUUCGGCUACAAGCCCGACGCCGUGGCCAGCAUCUCCAAGCACCGGCUGGUGCCGCCGCCCAGUGAGGAUGUGGGCCUGCUCCACGUCUCCGGCGACGCCUUCGACUACGUCGACGCUGCGACCGCUGGAAACGUGGACGUCGCGUGCUUCGUCGUCGACAUCAACAACGUGCUGGAUGAGGCCGCGGACGGCGAGGCCUCUGUGGACCUGCUGGGGAAGAGCACGCUGAUGUCGCCGCAUCCCAAGUUCCUGGAUGCGCAGUGGUUAGCCUCGGUAGCCGACGUUCUCGCGCCAGUUAACGGGCUGCUCGUGGUCAACGUGCUCACGCGCUCCCCCAGCGUCCUGGACAGCGUGCUCUGCCGGCUGUCGGACGCCUUUGCAUGGGUCGGCACCCUGCAUAUGCCGUCGGACACUAACACCGUGGCAAUCUGCAUGACACGCGCGCCAAAGGACGCCACCACGGUGUUCGGCAGCUACGUGAGUUCCACAUACGCCCCUCUCACAUCGCGCUCAGGUGGUUCGCCUGUCGGAUGA
Messenger RNA from Babesia bigemina, 5871 nucleotides. Its product is annotated as membrane protein, putative. The transcript is spliced from 4 exons. Gene Ontology annotation, cellular component: nucleolus. The record is from RefSeq and is a predicted model, not a curated record. The coding region runs from base 1 to 5871 and encodes 1956 amino acids. Lineage: Eukaryota; Apicomplexa; Aconoidasida; Piroplasmida; Babesiidae. Gene Ontology annotation, molecular function: ATP binding; nucleic acid binding.